Messenger RNA from Trifolium pratense (red clover), 829 nucleotides. RefSeq names its product chromatin accessibility complex 16kD protein. Bases 81 to 650 code for a protein of 189 amino acids. Gene Ontology annotation, biological process: regulation of DNA-templated transcription. Gene Ontology annotation, molecular function: protein heterodimerization activity. The record is from RefSeq and is a predicted model, not a curated record. NCBI's taxonomy places the organism in Eukaryota, Viridiplantae, Streptophyta, Magnoliopsida, Fabales, Fabaceae. Gene Ontology annotation, cellular component: nucleus. The transcript has 4 exons.
GUGAGAGAAAGAACUAAGAACUAGAAUCAGUAAGUUUAAAAGGAAAGUGCUUUUACUCCAUAAUCACUUAUCAACACACAAUGGCUUCCUCAAAUAAUUCCAUAGCUAAAAACAACAAGAAAACAAAAAAACCACAAACCUCAACACCUACUAGUAAAAUCAAAAAGGAAAAAUCCAUACAAAAAUCCAAAGAGAAGAAGAAGAACGAAGAGAACAACAACAACAAGAAUAAUAAGAAUAAGAAGAAGCUGAAUUUCACAAAUGGAAAUUCCAAAGAAAAACAAGUCAAUGGAAAGAAACAUCAUAAGAACAACAACGACGAUGACGAAAAUGAAGAAGCAGCGAAAACGAACGUGUUUCCAAUGAGUCGAAUCAGAACGAUUUUAAAAGGAGAAAUUACCGAUUUGCGUGUUUCUCAGGAAGCUGUAUUGGCUAUUAACAAUGCUGCGGAGAAGUUUCUUGAACAAUUGGCGGAGGAAGCUUAUGUUUACUCUGUUCAGGAUCGUAAGAAAUAUCUGAGUUACAAUCAUUUAUCACGUGUUGUCAGUAAGCAAAGUAGAUACGACUUUCUGUCUGAUUUUGUUCCUGAGAAAGUGAAAGCUGAGGAUGCAUUAAGAGAGACAAACUUAAGAGGAAAUAGAGGAGGUUAGGGAAUGUAAAGUAAAAUAGUGAAGAAUCUAUGUCUGUACUUUUGUUUAAUCUGUCACAUUCUGAAAUGGAAACAUGAAUCAUGGUGAGUAAUGCACUGUUUUACAUUUCUGUAGUGUAUUUACAGCUCCCAUUCCCAUAUGGCUUGAUUGUUUUUAGUUACUGUGCAUUCUUAGUGUUC